AUGAGCUUUGCUGGUCUGCAGAAACGUCUGCAGAAGAAGGUGGCAUCCACCGCAGCGGUGACGGGUGCUUCCUCUUCCUCGGAAGCAAACCUUGACCCUGCACCGUUUGCCAGCACCAUCUACGACGCUGCCACUCGAGAAGCACGCGCGAACCAUGAGGAGCGCAAACGACAACGUUCACCUGAUGAGGAGAAGAAACUGGCGAAAAACGUUACUGUGAAUGAUGGUGCUGGGCACGCCAAUGUGCCGUCUGAACAGCUCCCAGCAGAAAGGGCAAGACCAAAGAAUCUAACAGAGACGGAGUUUUUGGAGCGGCGUUGCUUAGCCGAGGAAGUGGUGUUGCAGUGUGCGGGGGCCAUGUUAAGAAGUAUGGAACCAGCAACAACCACCAGCAGUACAGCGGUUAUCAAAAACGAGUCAGAGGCGUAUUAUUUAAGUGGCUUGCCAGCACCGUUGUGUCAGUUUCUUGAACAACGCCUGCAACGUUCAUCGAAUGCAACUGCAAUGUCAAUUGACGCAUGUGAAGAGGAGGAGCACGAGCUUCUCUCCGCUCUGAAAGUCGCUCUGAAGAGUACCAACAAUGAACAGGUGGCGUUCCCCCAGCAUCUCGAGUCUCUUAUCAUCAUCUUGCGUACCCUCUGGCUUGCCUUGUGUUGGCAUUGGGCCAUAGCACUUUGCGGGACGGAGGGCAGUGAAUCUCGUGAGAACGGGUGGUCUUACAACGUCUAUCUUCUCUCACGGCACGCGCUGCCUGAUGUGGUGCUCACUACGCGAGGACGUGAUGUGACACUGGCCUUGGAGGCCUGGAAGGUGGCAUAUCAUGUGCGGCAGAAUGUGCUUGACUUCCUGGCAUAUAUACUCCACGAUGUGGGGGUGGUCCUACGGUUCUCACAAAGUGAUGAUUCAAGGACUCACGAGGAGUCACGGAUUGUGCCGUUGAAGCUUGUGGACAGUAUCUUUCAAAUGGUGCAGCACUUACGUCGCCGGGAUUUUGCGGCGUGUCGUCAGAUCUACGUUGACCUUACGAUGGGAACCGCAAACUGGAAGUUAGGCCUUUUUUCAGGCGGGGAGGUGCACAUGAGGCGUUCCAUGGAACGCAUCGAACGUCGCCGCAUUGAGCAUCUUCUUCAUAAUGAAAGAGCUGUACGUAUUUUGCAUGUACUGCGAGAGUUGGUUGAUUUUGUUCAGAAAAAUGAAGUUGCUUUGCUGCACUCCGGUAUUUUCGCUACGGAGCGGCCGAAGAAGGAGCACAGCUAA
This is a messenger RNA of Trypanosoma rangeli, 1257 nucleotides long. RefSeq lists its product as uncharacterized. The coding region runs from base 1 to 1257 and encodes 418 amino acids. The transcript has a single exon. Lineage: Eukaryota; Euglenozoa; Kinetoplastea; Trypanosomatida; Trypanosomatidae. Gene Ontology annotation, biological process: generation of catalytic spliceosome for second transesterification step; RNA splicing. The record is from RefSeq and is a predicted model, not a curated record. Gene Ontology annotation, cellular component: U4/U6 x U5 tri-snRNP complex; U5 snRNP; U2-type post-spliceosomal complex.